Molecule: messenger RNA, 2623 nt
Organism: Numida meleagris (helmeted guineafowl)
Lineage: Eukaryota; Metazoa; Chordata; Aves; Galliformes; Numididae
Product: myosin heavy chain, skeletal muscle, adult-like
Exons: 15
Cellular component (GO): myosin complex
Source: RefSeq, a predicted model, not a curated record
AGGAAAGACUUUGAAAUCAGCCAGAUCCAGAGCAAAAUUGAGGAUGAGCAAGCCCUGGGCAUGCAGUUACAGAAGAAGAUCAAGGAGCUGCAGGCCCGUAUUGAGGAACUGGAGGAGGAAAUUGAGGCAGAGCGAACCUCUCGGGCAAAAGCAGAGAAGCACCGGGCUGACCUCUCCAGGGAGCUGGAGGAGAUCAGUGGGCGCCUGGAAGAAGCAGGAGGGGCUACGGCAGCUCAGAUUGAGAUGAACAAGAAGCGGGAGGCAGAAUUUCAGAAGAUGCGCCGUGACCUCGAAGAGGCCACGCUGCAGCACGAAGCCACGGCUGCUGCCCUGCGGAAGAAGCAUGCGGACAGCACAGCGGAGCUUGGGGAGCAGAUCGACAACCUGCAACGAGUCAAGCAGAAGCUGGAGAAGGAGAAGAGUGAGCUGAAGAUGGAGAUUGAUGACUUGGCCAGCAACAUGGAAUCUGUCUCCAAAGCCAAGGCAAAUCUGGAGAAGAUGUGCCGCACUCUGGAAGACCAGCUGAGUGAGCUUAAAACCAAGGAGGAGCAGAAUCAGCGCAUGAUCAAUGACCUCAAUACCCAAAGAGCUCGUCUGCAGACAGAAACAGGUGAAUAUUCACGCCAGGCAGAGGAAAAAGAUGCUUUGAUUUCUCAGCUGUCUAGGGGCAAGCAGGGAUUUACCCAACAAAUUGAGGAACUGAAGAGACAUCUAGAGGAAGAAAUAAAGGCCAAGAACGCCCUGGCCCACGCCUUACAAUCUGCUCGCCAUGACUGUGAGUUGCUUCGGGAACAAUAUGAAGAGGAGCAGGAAGCCAAGGGUGAGCUGCAGCGUGCCCUGUCCAAGGCCAACAGUGAAGUGGCCCAGUGGAGAACCAAAUAUGAGACAGAUGCUAUUCAGCGCACAGAGGAGCUGGAGGAGGCCAAGAAGAAGCUGGCACAGCGCCUGCAGGAUGCAGAGGAACACGUUGAAGCUGUGAAUGCCAAAUGCGCUUCCCUGGAAAAGACAAAGCAGAGGCUGCAGAAUGAGGUGGAGGACCUGAUGGUUGAUGUGGAGCGAUCAAAUGCUGCCUGUGCAGCUCUGGACAAGAAGCAGAAGAACUUUGACAAGAUCUUGGCAGAGUGGAAGCAGAAGUACGAGGAAACGCAGGCUGAGCUGGAGGCCUCCCAGAAGGAGUCUCGCUCCCUCAGCACGGAGCUGUUUAAGAUGAAGAAUGCCUAUGAGGAGUCCCUGGACCACCUGGAAACGCUGAAGCGUGAGAACAAGAACUUGCAGCAGGAGAUUUCUGACCUCACGGAGCAGAUUGCAGAGGGAGGAAAGGCGAUUCAUGAGCUGGAGAAGGUCAAGAAGCAGAUUGAGCAGGAGAAGUCUGAAAUCCAGGCUGCUCUGGAGGAAGCUGAGGCCUCCCUCGAACAUGAAGAGGGGAAGAUCCUGCGCCUCCAGCUGGAGCUCAACCAGAUCAAGUCUGAGAUUGACAGGAAGAUAGCAGAGAAAGAUGAGGAAAUUGACCAGCUGAAGAGAAAUCACCUCAGGAUUGUGGAGUCCAUGCAGAGCACCCUGGAUGCUGAGAUCAGGAGCAGGAACGAAGCCCUGCGGCUGAAGAAGAAGAUGGAGGGAGACCUGAAUGAAAUGGAGAUCCAGCUGAGCCAUGCCAACCGCAUGGCUGCAGAGGCACAAAAGAACCUGAGAAACACUCAAGGAACACUCAAGGAUACCCAGAUACACUUGGACGAUGCUCUCAGGACACAGGAGGACCUGAAGGAGCAGGUGGCCAUGGUGGAGCGCAGAGCAAACCUGUUGCAGGCUGAAGUUGAGGAGCUACGGGCAGCCCUGGAGCAGACAGAGCGCUCCAGGAAAGUGGCUGAGCAGGAGCUUCUGGAUGCAACUGAACGUGUGCAGCUCCUCCACACUCAGAACACCAGCUUGAUUAACACCAAGAAGAAGUUGGAAACAGACAUUGUGCAAAUUCAGAGUGAAAUGGAAGACACCAUCCAGGAAGCCCGCAAUGCUGAAGAGAAGGCCAAGAAGGCCAUCACCGAUGCAGCCAUGAUGGCAGAAGAGCUGAAGAAGGAGCAGGACACCAGCGCCCACCUGGAGAGGAUGAAGAAGAACAUGGACCAGACAGUGAAGGACCUGCAGCACCGUCUGGAUGAAGCAGAGCAGCUGGCCCUGAAGGGAGGCAAGAAGCAACUCCAGAAGCUGGAAGCCAGGGUGCGGGAGCUGGAAGGGGAGGUUGAUUCUGAGCAGAAGCGCAGCGCUGAAGCCGUGAAAGGUGUGCGCAAGUACGAGAGGAGGGUGAAGGAGCUGACCUACCAGUGUGAGGAAGACAGGAAGAAUAUUCUCAGACUCCAGGAUCUGGUAGACAAACUGCAGAUGAAAGUGAAAUCCUACAAGAGACAAGCUGAGGAGGCUGAGGAGCUGUCCAAUGUCAACCUCUCCAAAUUCCGCAAGAUCCAGCAUGAGCUGGAGGAAGCCGAGGAGCGGGCUGACAUUGCAGAGUCACAGGUCAACAAGCUCCGUGUAAAAAGCCGGGAGUUUCAUGGCAAGAAGAUAGAAGAAGAAGAGUGAGGAUGUCAUAUGACAACAAAGUGGCCUGAGGAAUUCACAAAAUGUGAACUCUCUG